Paramecium tetraurelia is the source of this 1863-nucleotide messenger RNA. RefSeq lists its product as uncharacterized. The transcript is spliced from 3 exons. The record is from RefSeq and is a predicted model, not a curated record. Lineage: Eukaryota; Ciliophora; Oligohymenophorea; Peniculida; Parameciidae.
AUGCUUAAUCUACCUUUUGAUAAAUGGAGUUUAAAGUUUCACGAUCCAGAAUUCGAAUCUUCGUAUGAGGAUCACUUGAACAAGAUUAGACUGUUAUCCUUUCGCAUUCUAAACCUUACAAUAAGUAUAGCCGCCUUAAUAUGCCUUAUAACCUUCGUUAUUCAAUAAUAAACACUAUUGCUAUCCAUAAUGUUGACUUUGACAUUGAUGGGAAGUGUCACCUUAUUGAUAUUAAGCAGAAAGAUCUUGACAUACUUAAAAUCCAUAUUUUCACUCUAUUAUGUUUGGGCUAUCACCACUAACAUUCUUAUUGCUUCUGCUGGCUUCUAAAUACCUAAUUUUAUAUUCGGCUUCAACACUUGUUCUCUCGCUAUUGUUACUAUGCAAUAUAGUGAUAACAAGCUUAAAAUUGCAUAUACUAUGAUCACGCCCUUUGUGUUGAUGGGGAUUUUUGAUGUAUACAAGGUAGAAACACUAGCUUUUGUCUUUUUGACCAUCUCGUGUACCAUUAUUAUUGGAAUUUGGGGGUACAUGAAUGAGUAUACAUCUAGACUAGCUUUUUCUCUGAAUCUCAUUUCUAAUAAGCAAAAAGAUUUGAUCAAUGAAUUUGUGAAUGAUGCUAUGUUUGCAGUAAGCUUAGACAAUAGAAGUCGACAGUUUGUUCUAGAAUUUCAGAAUAAUAGGUUUGUAGAACUAAUGAAUAUAAAGGAAACAGAAUAGAUAAAGACAUUUUUGAGAUCGACAUUUAUUCUGUUGAAGUAGAAUGAGAAUUAAAAUAAAUAGAGAGACAGGAAUUCAACAAAAGUGUUGAAUUUGGAAGAAGUUUUGUUUCAAAGGAUUCAGAGUUUUGAAAAAUCGUUUAAUUACAAAGAGCAAAAGGAUGGCUUGUUAGAAAUUUAUUAACAAGAUUUGAUCAACAAUGAAACCAAGAAGAUGUGUUUAUAAAUCAGAUUUCUUAAUUUGGGCAAACCUAUUAUUAUUGCCAUUAUAAAAUCAGAAUAAGUUCCCAAAUUGAUUCAUAAAUACGAAGGCUAGAUUAAAGAAUAUCAAAAGGUCAUAAUAAGUAUGUCUAAUCAAAUAUUAAAAAAAUAAUCGAAUCUUUAUGAAGAGAUGAAGAAAAUUAGAUUUGAAAAUUAAAAGGAAUAAUAAUAAAUACUGCAAUUAUAAUGUCUUAAUUUAUCAAUUAUGAAUUACAUUAGAAAUUAUAUUUUAUUUUUUUAGAAAAAUAAAAUUACUGAGAUGAAGUUAAGUCUUUAAAAUUGCAAAUUUCAUCAAUAUAUCGCAAUAAUUAAUUAAUAUUUUCAAGCUCUAUCCUCUCAUUAUUCAAUGAAAUUUGCACUUCACAAUUAUGUAGAUCAAAACUCCUCUAUUAAUAUUAAUAUUAAAUAUCUCACUCAAAUCUUAAUUAAUAUAUUUGAUGAGUUGAUUAGGAAGGAUAUCAAAAAUAAUCAGAUAAAUCUCAGGAUAAUUGAGGAAUUCUAACAACAUGAUAAUGAGAAAAAAUAGCCUCCCUUAGAAACGGAAAAUAACAAAUAAAAUGAACAACCUGUAAAAGAGUUCAAAUUGGUUCAAUUCACAUUCUUCUUUUUAAGCGAUGAACCCCUUAAUUUAAAGAAUCUCAACUUCAAUAAGAGUACUUAUAAAAACGAUAACAAUAAUCCUUUUGAGGAUGCUUAAAUAAUAUCUGAAAUCACGCAUUUACUUUUAGAUAACAUCGGUCCUCAUAGUAACAUAUCUAUUAAUCGAUGUCAACUUACGUAGAUGCCAACAUUUUAAAAUACUAUUUAAUUUAUAAUAUAUUCAGAUUCAUCCUCAUUGGAGCCAUCAUAUUAUAAAGUUCGUGAGCAAAUUUUAUUUGAUUGA